Moneuplotes crassus is the source of this 3003-nucleotide messenger RNA. The record is from the annotation of a GenBank genome assembly. NCBI's taxonomy places the organism in Eukaryota, Ciliophora, Spirotrichea, Euplotida, Euplotidae.
UUUGCCUCUCGACUUGGUUUGCACUGUUGAGAAGAAGGUUUCAGUAUAGAGAGAUUCUCUAUCUGGAGAUCAUUUAGGAGCAGAAAGAAAUGAAAACUAAUUGUUCAAGAAUCUCAAAGGUAUCAAAUGACCCAAAUUAUACCUUGAACUCGAUAAAGAAUGAGGUCGAGACUGCUACGAAGAUCAUGAAUCAAGGUCUCAGAAGAGAACUAGAAUAUCAACCCUUGGCUCUGCUCAAUAUUAGAAAAAAGAUUGAAAAACAGCAGAAGAACGGAAAGAAAAUUUUAACUAAGGUUACUUGGCCUUAUUUAAGAGAACAUCAGGGUGAUCCUUCUGAUGAAGAUAUUGAGGCAAGCAAGUUAGAUCUAAUAGAUUCUACGACUAUCUUAGGAAAGCAGAUAAAUGAUGGUGUCAAACUGUUGAUAUGCAUUACUCUCUAUAAUGAGCCAUAUUACCAAUUAAUCGAAAGUCUCAUCGGGGUCUAUAGAAACUACUUCGAGCUCUGCAAAUAAAGAUAAAUCUUACGAAAAUCAGGUUUCUAUUGUCAUUAUUGCAGAUGGUUUUGAUACAUUUGACUCUGUUAAGACAGGAGAUAUGAAAUUGUCCGAACAACUCGCAAAAGCUGGAAUUUACGAUGAAACUAAAAUGAUUCCUAAUUAUCUAGCAAUUGAUAAAGAUGGAAAAUAAGAUUAAGAAAGAACCUGUAGCUCUAAGUUUUAUGAGCAAAAUCAAAAAUAUUAUGGCAGAAGGAGAUAAUGUCCUAAAUAUGAAUUUUGAUACCCAUAAUCUAAUCCAUUGCUUUUCGAAAUUGAUGACGUUUGAACAGUUCUUUCAAGGAUUAGAUGAACAUACUCAAAAAUAUAUGCAGGUGGAUGGAUACCAUCCUCUUCAUUAUCUUUAUGGAGAUAUUUUAAAAGGAGCUGUGAAAAAUAAGAUUUUUUCAUCUUUGCCUCUCAAUGUGCAUUUUGCUGUAAAACACUUCAACAGAGGAAAAAUAGAAUCUCAUCUGUGGUAUUUCAAAGGAUUCUGACAAGCUAUUAAUCCUAAGUAUUGUCAUAUUCUUGAUGCAGGUACGAUAGCAACACCUAAAUCAUUUUCGACAAUUACAUUAUACAUGGAUUGACAUAAGCAAGUUGGAGGAGCCUGAGGUGAAAUCGAGGUUAUACUUCCAACUUAUAAUGAAGAUGGUACACCAAUCUCUUUUGUUAAAAGUUUCCUUCUCAGAGCACAGUACGUUGAAUACAAGCUGAGUCACUAUGUUGACAAAGCUGCUGAGUCUCUAUUUGGAUUUGUCUCUGUCCUCCCUGGAGCAUUCUCUUGAUUCAGAUUUAAGGCUAUAAAAGGUGAGCCUUUGGAUCGUUUCUUGCAAGGUAAAACUCUCACUGAUCCGAAUAAUGAUUCCUAUCCUGAUUGCUAUCUUGCAAACCAGUUCCUUGCUGAAGACAGGAUAAUGUGCUUAGAGAUCAUAGCUAAGGAGAAUGACAACAAUAUCAUUAAGUACGUUCCUGGGUGUAAAGCCUUAACAGAUGCUCCCUCCUCAUUAAGUAGUUUUAUUAAGCAGAGGAGAAGAUGGUUUAAUGGCUCUACAUUUGCUUCAUUUCAUGUGAUCAAGAAUAUGUGCAGAACUUGGAAAAGAGACAACUCAUGAUUAAGAAAUCUUUUCUUUAUGAUCUUAUAUGUUUAUAUGCUCUCAAAUGUUCUAUUAGGAUUUAUAUUGGUUGGUCUUUAUUAUGCUGCAUUUAGUAUCUUUUUAAGGUCAGUUUUGCCAUCAGAUGAUUGAAUUAGUGUUUCUGACGCAGCUAAUGUUCUGGAGAAUCUUUAUCUUGUGUUCUUGUUUUUCUGAUUCAUUAUUUGUACUGCAGUAAAAAUCCAAUGGGCAGAGAUACAUUUCAGAAUUUGAUCAUUCAUUAUGGGACUUUUCUCGCUUUUGAUGUUCAUAACUCUGAUAGCAGGAAUAGUACAAGAAGAUAUAAGUGGACUAAGUCUAAUAUUUAUUGCUAUUGUUGUUCUUGUUAUAAUCGUGCCUCUUAUUCUUCAUCUUCCUCAGCUAAAACUGUUGGACUUUAUUAAAGGAACUUUGUACUCAUUCUUCUUGAUUCCUACUUACAUCAAUAUCAUGAUUAUUUUUGCUAUCUCAAAUAUCCAUGACGUUUCUUGGGGAUCAAGGCCGAAAGGGGCUGACAUUACAAUUUCCUCUCUAAAAAAGAUGAACAUGACUAAUGAUUAUGAAAAUUUCAGGUCAAGAUUCCUUUUGUUUUGGGUGCUUAUCAAUGCAACUGCUGGAUGGUCAGUUGUCUAUCUCUCACGUGAAGGCCAAGAUAUUUACCUUGCAAUAGUAUCAGGAAUUCUUGCAGGCGUUGUAGGACUUAAGUUUCUUCUUUCUUUAUUGCAUGUUAUCCAAUCUACAUAUAAUAAUUGGAAAGUGAAAAGAUAUCUUAAGAGAGAAGGGAAAGAAGAGAGAAUCUUUAUUCCUGACCCAGAAGAAACUCACUUACUUUUUAACCCAUUCCAAAAGAAAACACAUAGCAUCAGUAAUCCAACCAUAGAGACAGCUUUAGAAGGAAUGGAAGCUCUAGUAUCUCUAUCUGAAAAUGAUAAAAGCACUUUUCAGACUCCAGAUUCACCAAAAUCCCAAAGCGAAGAGACAUCUAGGCCUAAAUCGAGAAAUAUAAAAAGGCCUCAAAUCCAAGAAGAUUCAUCAGACGAGGAAGAAAAGAAGCACAAUCCUUUCCAAAGAAUUCCUCACAGAAGAGAUAAGAUCAAAUCUACCCCAAAACAAAACAGCACUUUCCAAAACUCUGCAGAAGACUCUUCAAGAGAGAUUUCCAGAGAGCACAGAAGCCAUUCCCACAGUCUCGAAGAAAACAAAGAUUCCAGCAACACAAGACUACCCAUCCUCCGGCACCCUACCGACACAUUCGACUCAAGAACCUCCUUCUCAACCCCUCUAACAGACAGUGACUAAUACCCUAAAAUCUUCCUUCUCGCCUAAAACCUCUGGCU